Molecule: messenger RNA, 1554 nt
Organism: Aspergillus clavatus NRRL 1
Lineage: Eukaryota; Fungi; Ascomycota; Eurotiomycetes; Eurotiales; Aspergillaceae
Product: amino acid permease
Exons: 8
Coding region: 1-1554 (517 amino acids)
Biological process (GO): transmembrane transport; amino acid transport
Cellular component (GO): membrane
Molecular function (GO): transmembrane transporter activity
Source: RefSeq, a predicted model, not a curated record
AUGGCUAUCAUUCACGAUGAUGAUGAGCUUCUGCUGGCCCGCAUUGGUUAUAAGCAGGAAUUGAGACGUGAGUUCUCAAAGUGGUCCACGAUUAGCUAUGCUAUCUCUAUCCUUGGAAUUCUUGGCUCUGUCCCUGCAACGAUUGGGGCCCCAUUGGCAGCUGGGGGACCAGCCACUGCGGUGUGGUGCUGGUUCUUCGGCUCAUGCAUGGCUAUGUGCAUCGGCAGCUCAGUGGCAGAGCUGGUCUCUGCGUACCCAACCGCUGGAGGAAUGUAUUUCGUCACGAAGCAUGUCGUCCCUGAGGAUCAGGUGCCCGUCUUUUCCUGGGUGCAGGGCUGGUGCAAUCUGCUUGGACAGACCGCUGGUGUAUCCAGUGUGGCUUACACGGUCAGCCAGAUGCUGUUGGCGUGCGCCAGUAUGAACUCGGAGCUAGUUAACGGGAAGUACUCGUAUUCACCGACUGCACUGCAGACGGUGAUACUGUCCAUCGUCGUCCUAUGCGUGCUAGGGGUGAUAUGCUCUUUGACAACCAAGUCUCUACAUCAAAUUGUCUUGUGGUUUGCGCCUAUCAACAUCUUGGCGACGAUCUGCAUCUGCCUUCUGCUGGUCUACUUGACGCCAGACAAGCAGUCCGCUACCUGGGUGUUCACUCACUUCACCGACGGCUCUGGCUGGGGCUCGAAAUUAUUUUCCUUUCUUCUUGGCUUUAUCGCAGUAGCCUGGACAAUGACCGAUUAUGACGGUACAACCCACAUGUCAGAAGAAACUCAUGACGCCGCGUCGCUUGGACCACUAGCCAUCCAAACUGCUGUUCUGGUAUCGGGUGUGAUGGGUUGGGUCCUAACGAUCUGCUUGUGUUUCUGUCUUACAGAUCUUGAGGGGAUCCUACAAAGUCCCACUGGCCUCCCGGCUGCCCAGAUCUUCUUCAACGCAGGAGGCAAGACAGGCGGUACAAUCAUGUGGGGGCUCGCAAUUCUCGUCCAAUUCUUCACAGGUUGCUCGGCCAUGCUUGCAGAUACACGAAUGGCAUACGCCUUCGCCCGGGACGACGCACUACCAUUCUCCUCUUAUCUCUCCAGAGUCAAUAAACGCACCCAAACCCCUGUUAAUGCCGUCUGGUUCGUGGUUGUCUUCAGCAUCGGCCUCAACUGCAUCGCCAUCGGGUCCACACAAACCGCCACGGCCAUCUUCAGCAUCACCGCCCCGGCCCUCGAUCUCUCGUAUGUAUCCGUCAUCCUCGCGCACCGACUAUACAAGGACAAGGUCAAGUUUGUCGAAGGUCCCUUCACGCUGGGUAAAUGGGGAGCGCUGCUCAACUGGGUUUCCGUUACGUGGGUCUUGUUCAUCAGCGCGGUGCUUUUCUUCCCGCCUUCCUUGCCUGUUACGGCAGCAAAUAUGAACUAUGCCAUCUGCGUUGGUGCUUUCAUUGCCGUGUUUGCGCUGGUGUGGUGGGGUGUGGAUGCUCGCGGGAAAUACACUGGCCCUCGUACCGAGGAUUAUAUACAGGAAGUUCCGACAGAGGGCUUGGACGAUGAUUAUGGGACAAUGAGUUAG